AUGGAUAUUGACAUAGAACAUUCAGAUAAAGAAUGUGAUGAGGUAGGAAUUGAUGAGGAGAUUGAUUGUGAUGAAACUAUUGAAGAACCUAUAGUAGGAAUGAGCUUUUCAUCUGUAGAAGAAGUUCGGUCUUACUAUAUGAAAUAUGGUAAGCAAAAGGGUUUUGGAGUGUGUAAAAGGAAUUCUAGACAAGAUGACGAUGGGAAUGUCAGAUGGAUUUGCUUGGCAUGUGCACGAGGAGGCACAUCAAAGAGUAAGGCUGCCAAUGUUAUGAAACCAAGACAGACAGAGAAGAUAGGGUUUAUGGCUAGGAUUAACGCGAGGCUAAAUGAUGAAAGUGGAUAUACCCUAUCUAAAGUGAUCUUGGAUCACACACACGUUUGUAGUCCGGGAAAGGCAAGGCAUUUUAGAUGCUUUAAGAAAGUUGAUGCUCGUGUGGCUAAGAGGUUUGAAAUAAAUGACGAGGCAGGAAUAAGGUUGUCCAAAAAUUUCAAGGCUGUGGUUGUUGAGGCGGGGGGGUACGAGAAUGUGCCAUUCGGGGAGAAUGAGUGUCGAAACUACAUCGACAAAGCUAGACAACUUCGCCUCGGGGUUGGAGGUUCUACAGCUCUAUGUAACUAUUUCGAUGAUAUGCAAAAAAGAAAUCCAAAGUUUUAUUAUAAGAUAGACGUUGACAAUGAGAUGCGGUUAAAGAAUGUGUUUUGGGCAGAUGCCUGA
Carya illinoinensis is the source of this 717-nucleotide messenger RNA. RefSeq names its product protein FAR-RED IMPAIRED RESPONSE 1-like. NCBI's taxonomy places the organism in Eukaryota, Viridiplantae, Streptophyta, Magnoliopsida, Fagales, Juglandaceae. The transcript has a single exon. The record is from RefSeq and is a predicted model, not a curated record. The coding region runs from base 1 to 717 and encodes 238 amino acids.